GUUCAUGUAUAGUACGCAUGCGCCGUACAUAUCACGGUGGCCGCUCGUCAACUCAGCUAUGAUAGUAGAAAAUGUAUAUUGAACCUUAACUUCUGCUUACAGUAAUGAGACGGUAACUUCACGUAUUACAGUUUUUAUUCGAAAAAGGACUCUAGAAGGACACUAGAGUCAGUCAGCUUCUGACAGAAGAUGACAGCCAACGAGGAUCAAGAGAUGGAGUUGGAGGUUCUCCGCUCCAUCUACGAGGGGGAUGAGUGUUUCAAAGAGAUCAGCCCUGUGUCCUUUCAGUACAGGGUGGGAGAACUUGAUGACACCAAAGCCUUCAUUCUUGAUUUCACGUGGCCGGAAUCCUACCCAGCUACCGCCCCUCAGAUAUCCCUAGUUGCAUUUUUUAAUAACAGAAUAUCCUCACUGACGAAGCAGCAGAUUGUCUCCAAGGUGGAGGAGCAGGCAGAGGCCAGCCUGGGCGAGGCCAUGAUGUACACGCUGUUUGAGUGGGCCAAGGAGAACCAGGAGAGCCUCAUGGAGGAUCAUCAGCCCGUCGUCACCGCUGUGAUCUCCAAUGACACGACAGCGACAGAGGGCAAGAAAAAGGAGAAAAAGGAACAGCUCACAAAAUCACAAAAAAGGAGGAUAACUUGUAGGACGGAUAACAAGGGGGAAAUGCCCCGAGGCUGGGACUGGUGUGACGUUAUCAAGCAUCUUAGCAGAACCGGAGGGAUGAACGACUAGGUGAAUACUGUGGAAGAGAAGAGGGCGGAUUUAAGGUGCCGGGCGUUUACAAGACGGAUUCAAGUGGAUUGUGCAGAAUUCAGUUCGGCCCCCUAAAUCCAACAACACCGGCUCGCAACUGAAGAAGCUGCGAUCACGACCGCCGAGUCCUCGAAAAAUGUCGCAGUCCCAAAGUUUAAAGUAAAACCGCUCGUUUCAGCACUCGAUCGGAGGCCAGAGCCAUUCUGUGAGGUGUAGGUGUCGCACGGCUGUUUAGGAAUUCUUCUUAUCAAAGAGGGUUUUAGAUUCACAAACAAACCUUGUGCUUUUCUCUCCCCCCCCACCCGAGUGUUUGGUUUUAUUCACGUUUUGAUACCGCUUAUGGUGGAGGGCUAGGAGGAGGGGGAACAGUCACUAUAACGGUUGGAUGAGACAUCGAGUCAGUUGACAGUGUUGUCAUAUGGAAGAUGGAUGUGCACCACUGCCAUUGUUGUCCUACGAUGCUUACCUGUAGUCCUCAAGUGAUAAAAAAACAAAAAUACUGCAGCAACCUGAUGGCCUUCAAGGAUGCACUCAAUAUUUUACGUAGUAUUUAUAACUAUAAAAAAACAUUUAAUUAUUUGACAAGAGUGUGGUCCCCCUUUAAAGUUGACAUUUUUAUGGAAAAAUAAAAAAACAAAUGCACUUUUGA
Gadus morhua (Atlantic cod) is the source of this 1402-nucleotide messenger RNA. It is a transcript of the gene rwdd4, whose product is annotated as RWD domain containing 4. The record is from RefSeq and is a predicted model, not a curated record. The transcript is spliced from 8 exons. Bases 190 to 732 code for a protein of 180 amino acids. Gene Ontology annotation, molecular function: protein binding. NCBI's taxonomy places the organism in Eukaryota, Metazoa, Chordata, Actinopteri, Gadiformes, Gadidae.